Molecule: messenger RNA, 3731 nt
Organism: Dendroctonus ponderosae (mountain pine beetle)
Lineage: Eukaryota; Metazoa; Arthropoda; Insecta; Coleoptera; Curculionidae
Product: mediator of DNA damage checkpoint protein 1
Exons: 9
Coding region: 49-3375 (1108 amino acids)
Cellular component (GO): MLL3/4 complex
Molecular function (GO): protein binding
Source: RefSeq, a predicted model, not a curated record
UAUGUUUUAAUUGUUUUAUUAAUUUGCAGCCAGUUGCUUGGGGCCGCAAUGCAGCCGCCGGGCAUUGGCCCGCAGAUGGGCCUUUUUACAAUAAACAAUCAGAAAUUUCCUCUUUACGAGGGUCUAAACACAAUAGGACGCAACAGAGAGGCCGUGGUGAAUAUCAAGCAUGUUCUCAUUAGUCAACAUCAUGCGCUUAUUACGGUACUGGACGGGAAGUUUUUCAUCAGCGACCUGAAAUCCAGCAACGGCAGUUUCCUGGAAGGUAUGCGACUGGUUCCCUUGAAAAUGUAUCCUUUCAAUAACGACGCCAAAAUCACCCUGGGGAACUUGCACGGAACCUUCACUAUCACAUCGGAUCCCCCCCUUGAGGAGCGAUUGGUUGAGACUCAAACUCAGUCAUUAUUUGAUGGAGGCACCCAACUGAUGCAGUCCACUGGGAAUGUUCAGGAAGAACUCACUCAGAAGAUUUUGUGGCCCCCGUCGGUUCCCACGUAUGUACCAGGGCUUCAAAUCGGCGAAAUCCAUGAUGAGCCUUUGUCGGUUUUGGAAAAUUAUGUUGAACUCGAACCAGAUCCACAGUUGGAAAGGGUUGAAGAUCUGCCUUCUUCGCCUGUGGUGAUCAGCGACAAUGAAGUCACGGACUGUGAGGAAAACCCUGGUCCUAGUGGAGAGCAUGAUGCAAAUAACCAUGAGGCCACGUUUUGUGACAAAAGUAAUGAAUCUCUGGAGUUUUUGAACCAGUCCCCAACCACGGCACAGCCUAAUGGAGAAGAAAGCCGCGAUUCCAGUGAUGAUGAUUCUUUUGCGUUCAAGCGAACCCGGAAGUCUUUUAUGGUGAUUUCCACUCAGGAUCUUCAAGAAAACGCGAGUGAGUCCAGCAGCCAUCAGUUGGAGGAAACGAUUCCAGCCACCCAAUAUCCAUCAGCCCUGGAGUUGAAUGAAAGCGACAUUAUUGCGGCCACUCAAGCUUUGCGCCCGGAUAGUCAAAGCAGCGAGUCGGAGUUUUUCAAAUUGGGGCUAACGCAGUUGAUGGAUUCUAGCCUGAACGGGAUCACAAGUCAGGCCGCAGAACCAGCACCAGAAGAAAACGAAUCAAUCGACACAACCCACGUGAGCCUCACUCAGGCCGUGCAGAACAACGAAGACAUCUAUGAGGUAGCCACUCAAAAAGUUGCGUCCACUGCCGACGAGACGUUCAAUAUCUUUGACGCUCCCACUCAAAAACUCCGCACAGUGGAGGAUUCAUUUCUUCAACCCACACAACCGAUGUUCUCCGAAGCGCUAGAAGACGUUGACUAUGACAGCCCCACUCAGAAAGUCUCUGACGAUGAUGAUACCUUUCUGGCACCCACUCAGAAGCUGAGCUUCAGCGCGGCUGCACCCAAAGAGAAUGAGGACUUUUUCUUGGCUCCAACGCAGAGGGUUCUGCUUCCGAAACGGGUGUAUUCCUUCAAGAAAACCAAGUGCAAUCUAGAUGCUUCGCUUUCGGUUUUGGCCGUAGGUGAAGCUGAAACUGGCCAAGCGAAACUCGAUUCUGCAGCAACGGGGAAGAAAACCGACGACGAAGUCAUUGCUCAUCCAGAUAAAGAAACAUUCAUGGAUAGUCCAACUAGGGAUAUUUCCAAGCCUCAAGAUGCCGAAGAUGUUGAGGGUUUGCAGGCGAAACAGGACACAGCCACGGGGGUUAAAGGCGAGGAUUAUUUCAAAACAAGUAAUGCGGUUAAACUGCAAGCGAAGAAAAGUGAAAGCCAUGUAAAAAUACGCGAGUCUUUGAAUGAUGAAGAAAUCGAAGCCAAGCCUAAACAGGCCCCUGGAAACCGUGAAACUUUUGCGGCUGGUGAAAAUACAUGCAGCAAGCCCCAGCUGCCGAACGGUUCCCACUCGUCUGUAGAGGCCAAAUCUGAAGAAACGAUCGAUAGAACAUCUAUGCCCUCUAAACGCGAACGAGCUGCAAAUUCUAUUAACCCUUUUAUCAUCGAAGACGCUAAAGAAAGAUCUGACAAAACCUUUAAAUGCCCUGAAAGUAGUUAUGUAGCUUCUGAUGCUAAUCAGGAAACGGUUCGAAGUGACUGCAAAAACUCCCAAAUAAAUGGCGAAAUUCCCGUUGAGGCCAAUAAUGAUGAACCAGCCAAGUCGGGACACAAUUUUGCUAGCGAAGAUAUUGAAAAACCCCCCAAAAGGCUGAAGAGACAGUGCCGAAUUAAACCAUCUGUGGAGGCUAAAAGUGGGGAUAAACCUAAAAAACCGACUAAUCUCGAGGAAGAUGUAGCAGCAGUCUGUGUAGAGGAAACAAGCAAAGAAGAAAUAGCAAACCCGACUCACAUCGACCAAUCGAUGGCAUUGCUGGCUUCAAAAAUGAUCAAAACGAGGAAGACGACCAAAACUGAGGAAAUCCGAAUCAACUUUCCGAAAGAGAGGAAAAGCAUGGCGUUAAGUGUGGAUGAAGAGGAGAUGCCAAGGAGCCGGCGAGCGGCAGCAGAAGGAAAGCGCGCCAAGACCUCAAAGCCGAAUGAAAAACCACCAGCAACAAAAGCGGCCAAACGAGCCAAUAAAGAACGGGCCGCAGAUGAAGGGAGCUCAUCCAAGAAACAGAGGCUUCAAUCAGAAGACUCACCGAGAGGAAACCUGCGGAAACAACGCCACAAAGUGGUCUUCACCAUGCUGAACAGCCCCCAAUUGGAAUCUCUGAUCAAGCAACUAGGCGGCAGCAUUGUGGACUCGGUGGACUCUUGCACCGUUCUGAUCACUGAGCACGUGAAAAGGUCUCAGAAGCUCCUAGAAGCCAUUGGCAGGGGACGACCGAUCUGCUCACCUCAAUGGGUAUUGGACUCGAAACGCGCCAAGCAGUUCCUAGAUCCUUGGGACUAUAUCCUGACCGAUGCGGAAGCGGAGACAAAUUGGGAAUUUUCUCUGAACGAGUCGUUGCAACGGAGCAUGGCGCAGAACCUGCUGAAGGACUACAACUUCUAUAUCCAAGUGACCAAUGGAGUGGACGUCCUUAAAGGAGGAAUUAAGGCCUGCGGCGGCAAAUGUCUGGCGCGGAUCCCAUCCGGGCCCCUUCAGCACUCCUAUGUGAUUUCGACGGUCGAGAAUCGCAUAAAACACAACAAAAUCCUGCAGAAACAUCCGCAUUUCCAGGCCAUAGAAGCCGAAGCUGUGUUUGAUGCGAUUUUGAGGCAGGAAAUCCGAUUUUCUCGGCAUAUUAUAAUUCUCGAUCACUCCGCAAUCGUACAUCAACCCACUUGCUUCUGGAUAUGGAAACACCCUGUAGAUGAUGUUAAAUGGCCAAUAAGGACCGGGAAAUUAAUGAAUAUUAAUAUGACAAUGGAUCCGGCCUAUAAGAAAUCUGCAAAGGUCGCCCCAGUUAAUUAAGCGACAUUCGUGGACCUUUUUUUCAAACCAGUUUUUUCUUGACACAAAAUGUUACCUUUGCCGGUCCCGUUAAGCUCUUAAAACAGCGAAAAUAUCCAGGAAUUUUUAACGGGAAAAUCGUCAUUGGAAAACCUCACGACUGUCAAAUGAAAAACUUUCGGAUUAUUUCCCAUAUAAGUGAAGAAAACAUGUGUAAAAAUUGAAAAACCGAACCGAAGCUGUUAUGCUGAGAUUAGUCAGAAAUGCAGGAAUUUCGAGCUGCACUGGCAACAUUGCUUCAAAUGGUUAUGCCUGUGUAAGGGCUAAACACGGACAUUUUUUUCAAGAGUACAUACAGGUCAACAGUGCACUAAUUU